AUGGCAAAGGGCAGCGGAUACGACCAAGUACGACAAAUUGACAGCAAGGACUAUGCAAAGACUGUCAACGCUCGUCUUGACAGUAUACGCUCACACUUCACUCAGGCGCCGAGAGCAGGGAAGCUAAACAACAAAGUAUGCAUCAUCACCGGGGUCGGGUCGCUGAAGGGUAUUGGACGGGCCUCGGCGCUGUUGUUCGCGCACGAAGGCGCCAAGCAUCUCUACCUCAUCGACUUUGAUCCUACCAACCUUUCUAAUCUCAAGGAAACGAUUGAGACAAAGUAUCCAGACGUCAAGGCUACGACAUUGCAAGCGGAUGCCUCAGACGAAGCUGCGAUUUUAGGCGUGUGCAAUCAAGCAUUGGAAGAGGAAGGCCGCUUGGACGUGUUUUUCGCAAAUGCAGGCAUCGCAUCCAUGAAACAUGUCUCCCAGAUAACCACCGAGGAUUUCAUGAAUACCAUCAAAGUCAACUCACUCUCAUGCUUUUUGGCAGUCAAGUAUGCUUCCGCCGCAAUGAAGAAGACCAAUCCAUCCAAAGGCAAACAGGUGAGCUCAGGGAGCAUCAUUCUCACCGCAUCCGUUGCUGGUAUACGCUCCGGUGCUGGUCCCGUGGAUUACAGCGCCAGCAAGGCUGCUGUCAACUCUAUCGCCAAGACUUCGUCCUAUCAGCUCCAAAAAACAGAUAUCCGAGUAAAUUCCGUAUGCCCCGGUCUCAUUGAGACUGCGAUGACGACCACGACUUUCGAUUUUGCGAGGGGCAAAGGCACUGAUAGUAAGCUGGGACAACUUAGUGCGCUUGGUCGCUAUGCUAUCGCCGAAGAAAUCGCACCAUUGGCUGUGUAUCUUGCUUCAGACGACUCCAGCUAUGUUAAUGGACAAAAUAUAGCCAUCGACGGGGGUCUUUCGGCAUCGGUUCCUGUCGUUCCGGGACGAUGGACGUAGUAGGAUGGUAUUUGGUAUUUAUGACUUCAUACAUACAAUACGCUCUAGUGUGCGAUAUCGGUCGAUACCGCAGUCGGCUGGUCUACAUGCAACGCGCAGGAGUAGUCGUUUUUUUUUUCCACCUACAUCAUGAUGAAUGUUGCUGUAGUAUUGUCCAAAUUCUGUCUUCAAGAGAACGCAGAACAGCUGAU
Messenger RNA from Guyanagaster necrorhizus, 1133 nucleotides. RefSeq names its product NAD(P)-binding protein. The transcript is spliced from 10 exons. Bases 1 to 942 code for a protein of 313 amino acids. Lineage: Eukaryota; Fungi; Basidiomycota; Agaricomycetes; Agaricales; Physalacriaceae. The record is from RefSeq and is a predicted model, not a curated record.